UGAGCCGACUGAUAGACGUCAACCAGCGAGAACACGGAGGUCCGGCAAAGGGCGGUGCUAAGAAACAUUGGGUGAAAGUUUGAAGUGUUGUCAUGUGACGAAGCGUACACAACCUCAGCGGACACACUCUUUCAAAGUUAAAGAAACGAAAGUAAGUUUUAGACAUUUUAUUUUAAUUUGAAAGCUCAUAGCGGACAUUGAUUGCGAUGAGUUUGGGAUCGGCGAAAGUAGGUGCAAUGUCGCGGUUUGGGAGUAGUUAAACAUCCACAAAGUCAAAAUUGGAGGCGCACCUUCGUCCUCGAAGCAACAAAGACGCAAGAUGACGGCGGAAGAGGUUAAGUACUUCACGCUCGACGACAUCGCUGAGCACAACUCCGUCAAGUCCACUUGGAUCGUCAUAAGCCAUAAGGUCUAUGACGUCACCGGGUUCCUCGAGGAGCACCCGGGCGGCGAGGAGGUCCUGAGGGAGCACGCGGGCGGCGAUGCCACAGAGAACUUUGAGGACGUCGGACACUCCAGCGAUGCCCGCGCCAUCGCCCAACAGAUGUUCGUCGGGGAGCUUCACCCGGACGACAGAGAGAAAGUGGCCAAGCCUUCGGAAAGUCUGGCGACUCCUUUGGAGGAGCAGCCAAGCUGGUGGCCCAAUUGGCUGAUUCCGAUGGCGGCCGCUGCCAUCGUCACGCUGAUGUAUCGCAUCUACACGGCUGAGGCAGAGAUGUGAUGUCAUCAUGUGAUGUUGCGGUCUGCAGCCAUGACAUCAUCAUCAUGUUGUCUCAUGAUGUAACACUUGGAAUCGUGUCGGAGGCGUGGCCUCUCUCCCACAGGCUCCAACCCGGGCUGCUGUGACGCUGGAGCGAAAUCACCGCUGGAAUCAAAUCAUAUGGGGACAAUCAUCACUUUCUUUGUUUUGAAUCAAGACAACAUGGCAGCGCAUUGAAGGGAUCUUUGUUUGAAGCAGAACAAGACAAUAAUGGAGACCAGGAUAAAUAAUUACCUAAUACUGUAUAUUAGUUUUCAUAAUCGAGCUCCAUACAUAGGCCUAUUUUAUUAGCAGUGAGCACAAAUUGUGAACAGAAAAAAACGAAAGCUUUGGGUUUGUUUGUUUUUCAAUAAAUCGCUUGCAAGUUAGGUCAGGAGGUUAUAUCCUGAGGGCUUUGAAUUGACAGGGCAAAUUAUUCUGCUGACUAUAAUAGUGACCCUGAGGAGUGCCUAUAGCAGCCAGGCCCACCAGGAAAUCGCCAGCUCAUCCAGAUUGUCACUUUGGGCCAGGUAAGCACAAAAAGCCAUUUUCAGAUGCAGAAAUGAAAAGGAAUGCAUGAUUUAAUUGACGAGCCAACAAAAAAGUGACAUCCUAAAUGAAUUCGGUAUUGUUCACUCAUUUAUUCUAAUUUAUUUCAAGAUGGAAAUAACAUUUUAUUUUAGUUCUUUUUUUUUUCUCCUUUCAUAUAUGUAUGCAAAUGUAUGCAUCGAUGCAUACAUGCAUCCGGAGAUGGAAGUUGUAUGUCCACUAUUGGGUCCGUUCGAUGUGUGCAAGUCUCCCUCCCCAACCUUUCAGAUUAGAGUCUUCUGUAAUGGUUUUACAAAGGUCAGGGUUUUCACUGGUUGGGAUGUAGCAGCAGCCUGUGUUUAAAGGUCACCACGCCACACCAUCACAUUAUCUCCCUGUCAUUUCAUAACAGUUUGUCUGUGUUUUUCAAAGGUUCAGCUCCUCCGAGGCUCAGUGUGACUGCAUUUUCUUUAGCUGUGAAAGCAACGAGGUGGUGCAAGGAAAGGGGAGAGGCUAAAGUGGUUACACACACCUAAUACGGUUUCUUUUUUUUUUUUCCUGCGGGGGAUAUUGGCAUCUUGAUGUCAGCAAAACCAAAUGAAAUCAACACUUGAUAAACAUAAGCCAGGGUUGGGGAACUUUUUCUUAACUGUAUUUGUAGGGCAAUUUAAAACAACCACCGCUGUACUGCACAUGAAACAAAAAUUCACACAACAAUAAAACAAUAAAUUAAAAAUGAAAACAGUAGCAAGCACAACACUGUAAAACUGACCUGGUAGUCAUGCCAGCAGUCUUUCAAGGUCUGAGAAGAGCCAUGCAGCUUGUCUUGAAAAACGUUUUUAAAUUGUUGAUUGAUUUUUUUUGCCCGAAAAUAUAAGUAGGCCUAAUGAGGGGAGUAGGCUACAGCGUCCUCUCCUGCACUGUAGAAUGUUUGCAGCAGAUUUGUCAGGCUACAAUCCUUGAGUAGCUUGUUGUCAGGAUCCUCAUAGAUUUAAGAACCACAUUACGCAAAAUACUACCAAAGUAUAGUAAUUCUGUACUGUAAUAUAGAUCAACAAAAACAUGAUCA
Molecule: messenger RNA, 2336 nt
Organism: Hippocampus comes (tiger tail seahorse)
Lineage: Eukaryota; Metazoa; Chordata; Actinopteri; Syngnathiformes; Syngnathidae
Gene: cyb5a
Product: cytochrome b5 type A (microsomal)
Exons: 5
Coding region: 320-721 (133 amino acids)
Cellular component (GO): intracellular membrane-bounded organelle; membrane
Molecular function (GO): heme binding
Source: RefSeq, a predicted model, not a curated record